UGUGAGGAGCGGAGCUGUUAGCUGUGUGAGGAGCGGAGCUGUUAGCUGUGAGAGGAGUGGAGCUGUUAGCUGUGAGAGGAGUGGAGCUGUUAGUUGUAUGAGGAGCGGAGCUGUUAGCUGUGUGAGGAGCGGAGCUGUUAGUUGUGAGAGGAGCGGAGCUGUUAGCUGUGUGAGGAGCGGAGCUGUUAGUUGUGUGAGGAGCGGAGCUGUUAGUCGUGAGAGGAGCGGAGCUGUUAGUUGUGUGAGGAGCGGAGCUGUUAGCUGUGAGAGGAGUGGAGCUGUUAGUCGUGUGAGGAGCGGAGCUGUUAGCUGUGUGAGGAGCGGAGCUGUUAGUUGUGUGAGGAGCGGAGCUGUUAGUCGUGUGAGGAGCGGAGCUGUUAGUCGUGUGAGGAGCGGAGCUGUUAGUCGUGAGAGGAGCGGAGCUGUUAGUUGUGUCAGGAGCGGAGCUGUUAGUUGUGAGAGGAGCGGAGCUGUUAGUUGUGUGAGGAGCGGAACUGUUAGUCGUGUGAGGAGCGGAGCUGUUAGUCGUGUGAGGAGCAGAGCUGUUAGUUGUGUGAGCUGUGUGAGGAGCAGUGAGGUGGUGGAGGGAGUGCAGACGCUCCUCUCCGUGCUGAUCCGUGACUGAGCCGUUUCCUGCCUCCUGCAGUGCUGUUUGUUUCUCUAAUAAGCAGCCGUGUGUUUGAGCGGCGCGAUAAGCAGCUCCAGACGAGCCGAGCGUUAAUUAGCGCCGCUGUGCUCGUGUGGAUUGUUCUGUCUCAGAAACACAGACGAGGUGAAUCCGUCACUCACAGACUAAUGGGAUCGGAUUAUGGAGGAGGAAGAUCAAAGGAGCCCUGCAUCCCUGUAGAGGAGUGACGAUAUCGAAAUUGGACAGAAUGGACUUCCUUGGUGUUUUAACAUCAAAAAACAGACAGCACUCAGACUGGACAGACUGGACAGUGGAAAUGUCCAUGCAAAUGAGUGACUCUGAUGGGGCGGUGAAAGUGGCUGAAUGGCAGCACACAUAUUACUCCUCCGACUCCGGCAUCCAAUCAGGAGCCACCACAGUGCGAGAGGAGGACGAGACUGAGAGCAGCAAGAAGUUCCCCACAGAGAACACCACAGAUUUGGAUGGUCAGUACAGUCUGACCCGUGCCCAGCGCGUCAGAGCGGCCAUGUUCCCAGAGACGCUGGUGGAGGGAGAGUCGCCGCUGCCCACACAGACUGACCCUGACCAGCAGACUAAUGUCCAGAGACUGGCCGAACCGUCUCAGCUCCUAAAGACCGCCAUCGUCCACCUCAUCAACUACCAAGACGAUGCGGAACUGGCCACUCGCGCCGUGCCUGAGCUGACCAAACUGCUGGCCGAUGAAGACCAGGUGGUGGUGAACAAGGCGGCGCUGAUCGUGAACCAGCUGACGCGGAAGGAGGCGUCGCGGCGUGUGCUGAUGCAGUCUCCCCAGAUGGUGGCGGCGGUGGUCAGAGCCCUGCAGGCCGGAGACCUGGAGACGUCCCGCUGCGCCGCCAGCGUCCUGCACAGCCUCUCCCACCAGAGGGAGGGGCUCCUCGCCAUCUUCAAAUCCGGAGGAAUCCCCGCUCUCGUCCGCAUGCUCAGCUCCCCGAUGGAGUCGGUGCUGUUCUACUCCAUCACCACUCUGCAUAACCUGCUGCUGCACCAGGAGGGGGCGAAGAUGGCGGUGCGUUUGGCCGACGGGCUGCAGAGGAUGGUCCCCCUGCUGAAGAAGACCAACCCCAAAUUCCUCGCCAUCACCACCGACUGCCUGCAGCUGCUGUCCUACGGCAACCAGGAGAGCAAGCUGAUCAUUCUGGCUAACGGGGGUCCUGAGAGUUUAGUCUUCAUCAUGAGGAACUACAACUACGAGAAGCUGCUCUGGACCACCAGCAGAGUCCUGAAGGUCCUCUCAGUGUGUCCCAGCAACAAGCCGGCCAUCGUGGACGCAGGUGGUAUGCAGGCUCUUGGUCAGCAUCUAACGGGCUCCAGCCAGCGCCUGGUUCAGAACUGCCUGUGGACGCUGAGGAACCUUUCAGACGCUGCCACCAAACAGGAGGGCUUGGACGGCCUGCUGCAGAUCCUGGUGACCCAGCUGGGCUCUGAUGACCUGAACAUGCUCACCUGUGCUACAGGUAUCCUCAGUAAUCUGACCUGUAACAAUGCGCGGAACAAGGCCCUGGUGUGUCAGAGCGGGGGGGUGGAGGCGCUGAUCCACGCCGUGCUGAGGGCGGGGCAGAAGGAGGACGUGUGCGAGCCGGCCGUCUGCGCCCUCAGACACCUCACCAGCCGACACGCGCACGCAGAACUGGCCCAGAAUGCCGUGCGGCUGCACUACGGGAUCCCCGCCAUCACCAAGCUGCUGGGACAGCCGUACUACUGGCCUGUGGUGAAGGCCACUGUGGGACUGAUCCGAAACUUGGCGCUGUGCCCAGCCAAUCAGGCUCCGCUGAGGGAGGCGGGCGCCAUCCCGCGAUUGGUCAACCUGCUGCUGAAGGCCCAUCAGGACACGCAGAGACUCGGAUCCAGCGCUCAGCAAACGUACCAGGAUGGAGUGCGUAUGGAAGAGAUUGUAGAAGGCUGUACUGGAGCUUUACACAUCCUUGCCAGAGAUCCAAUUAACAGGGGAGAAAUCGCCAGCAUGCAGACAAUUCCGCUAUUCGUACAGCUGCUGUACUCUUAUGUGGAGAACGUAAAGCGUGUGUCUGCAGGGGUUCUGUGUGAGUUGGCUUUGGAUAAGCAGUCUGCUGAGCUGAUCGAUGCUGAAGGAGCUUCAGCACCUCUGAUGGAGCUCCUGCACUCUCCCAACGAGGGAAUAGCCACCUAUGCCGCCGCCGUGCUUUUCCGGAUCUCCGAGGAUAAAAGCUCAGACUACAGGAAGCGUGUUUCAGUGGAGCUCACUCACUCACUGUUCAAACACGACCCGGCCGCAUGGGAAAUGGCUCACAGCACAAUGCCGCUCGACGCAGGAUACAUGCCAGACGAUCUGGACGCUGCGUAUCCUCCGUAUGGUUACCCUGAUUUGCCCAUAGAUGGCCUCCCUCUGGACCCAGAGAUACAUGAGCAGUUCAUGCCGGAGAUGAGCUUUGACCCCCGACAGGUCUACCCAGAGCCGCUUUAACGCCACACUGAUGCAGGUGCAGUGGGUGAGCUGGAGGAUGAUUGACAGGUGUGGAGGCGGGGCCCGUGGUCAGGCGACCCAACAGCGUCAUGUUUCCAUGAAACAGGGUUCGGCCCGUGAAGAGACGGAGGCGUAAAAUCCUCCUUAACUUCAGUUCACUACCAGUCUGUGUUUGUGUGACAUGAACUCAAAAGGCUUUUUUUAUUUGUGCUACUAAAAGAGAAAAGCCUAGAACCGUGUUGAUGGGAACCGCAUGUAACCAUAACGUUUAAAUUUUGUACUUCGUAUUAUUGCUUGACAGACGACGAGUCUUAGAAAUGUAGCAUAGUUAUCCAUUUAGCACCGGUACAGCUCUUAAGCUUCACUCUGAGUUCUCUUAGUGUGGUUCUCUGGGUUCUCUGGGUUCUCUGGGUUGAGCGCUGACAGUGCAGAAAAGAUCAGACAGUGUUCUAUGUAACAUACACAACAGUAAACUUCAUUAUCUGGAUAUUCAAGGAAAAACCGUGUAAUUCACUCUUUAUUUCUGUGUCACUAAUGAUGUAAAUAGUUUUUUAGUUGCUAAAAGAGAUUUACAAGACUGUCCUUCAAUAAUAGUUAAAAACAAUCAAUAAAACAAAAUAAGUUCAUCUGAAGUUGCCAACAUGGAGAUAAUUUGGUGGUUAAUAAGAAAGAUCAUCUGUUCUGAAGUGUUAGUUAUGAUAAACGUGACUUGCUGAGCCUCUAAUCAGAGUUUCCUUCUCCUCAUAUUUACAUGAUAUUUUUUUAUUCUUCUUUAUUGUGAUAAACUGUAAACCACCGUCUCUCCUCCCUCACUUCAGGAGUCAUGGAGAACGUGCAAAGCGAGUAAGCAAGCCUGUGAUUGGAUGAGGCUUUAAUGUUAACGAUCGUAGGAUGUCAUCGCUGUCAGGACCAAACGUAUCUCCAUAUUUGACGCUUUUUAACCUAGUUUGAAAAUGAAAUUCUAAAUUGUGUAAAAAUUAAAUUAAUUCAUAUUAAAGUUUUGUUCUCCUCUCCUGUAAAGUUUCA
Molecule: messenger RNA, 4136 nt
Organism: Colossoma macropomum (tambaqui)
Lineage: Eukaryota; Metazoa; Chordata; Actinopteri; Characiformes; Serrasalmidae
Gene: jupb
Product: junction plakoglobin b
Exons: 17
Coding region: 876-3110 (744 amino acids)
Biological process (GO): cell adhesion; positive regulation of transcription by RNA polymerase II
Cellular component (GO): adherens junction; catenin complex
Molecular function (GO): alpha-catenin binding; protein phosphatase binding; cadherin binding
Source: RefSeq, a predicted model, not a curated record